GAGCGACAAAGAAUCAGGAGAAAUGGCUGAGAACGAUGAGGCCGAAAAUACAACUGGUAAAGAGGCUACAGAUUCCAAACUGACAGGUUUUGUGAGCGGCAAAGAAUUGGGAGAAAUGGCUGAGAACAAUGAAGCAGAAAAUACAACUGGUAAAGAGGCUACAGAUUCCAUACUGACAGAUAUAUUAACCUACAAAGAAACAAGUCAACAAACGCCGGCAGCUCCGGAUGAGCAAUUAUUAGCAGAAAUGUGUGGCACCAAAGGGCCAGAAAGUACAGGGUAUAAUGUGACAAUGCCCAUUCAAAUAGAGAAACCUAUCCGACGGCAUAACAAGCCUAAAAAGGCACAUGACUACGUGGUAGCUCCAGAAGGCACGGAACAAUUCCUUUUAUGCCCUGCUUUUGCUAAAUUUACUUUCUCCAUUAAUUAA
Messenger RNA from Lolium perenne, 430 nucleotides. RefSeq lists its product as uncharacterized. NCBI's taxonomy places the organism in Eukaryota, Viridiplantae, Streptophyta, Magnoliopsida, Poales, Poaceae. The record is from RefSeq and is a predicted model, not a curated record.